Messenger RNA from Lolium rigidum, 856 nucleotides. Its product is annotated as methyl-CpG-binding domain-containing protein 1-like. The record is from RefSeq and is a predicted model, not a curated record. Gene Ontology annotation, molecular function: DNA binding; zinc ion binding. Lineage: Eukaryota; Viridiplantae; Streptophyta; Magnoliopsida; Poales; Poaceae. The coding region runs from base 111 to 662 and encodes 183 amino acids. The transcript is spliced from 2 exons.
CCCACCCAACGACAGACCCUGAUUUCGUCCCCAACUACCGGCGCCGUCGGCGGUGGCUUCUCCAGCUGGGCGCCUCGGAGUUUCCGACGCCGUCCACCUCACUGUCGAGCAUGUCCUCACCCGCGCCGGUUCCGGCCUCGCCGGGAUCCUCCUCUCAGAGAAAACGAGGUUCAACAGAAUCAAUUGGCUUGUAUGCAGUCCAGUGUUGUGAAUGUUAUAAAUGGCGUACGAUUCCAACAAAAGAUGAAUUUGAGACAAUUCGUGAGAACUUCACUGCUGAUCCAUGGUUCUGCAGUAAAAGACCUGACUGCUCAUGCAAAGACCCUGCAGACAUUGAGUAUGACAGCAGCCGCAUCUGGGUUAUCGACAAGCCCAACAUACCAAAGCCUCCACCCAACACAGAGAGACUAGUGAUUAUGAGAGGUGAUCUCACUAAAACUGAUAUCUACUAUGUCCUGCCAAAUGGGAAGCGUGCAAAGGGAACAGGGGAUGUGCAGAAGUUUCUCGAUGCAAAUCCAGAGUACAAAGACAGCUUAUCACUUGAAAGCUUCAGUUUUACAAUGCCCAAGAUUGUUGAGGAGACUGUUUCCAAUAGCUCUGCGUGGAAAACUAAAAAGACUAAAAAGCAGGACAAGGCAAAUGCUUCAAGCAGCAAGAACUAACUGCGACAGCAAAUACAAAACAGUUUGUGCCUGCUUGGAUGAUCCUACCUCAUGUACCUUGAAGGUAGUCAAGUUGGUUUUCUCUCCGUGAUGUUACUUCUUUUAGGAUCCGUGAAGUUACUCUGAGCACUAAAAUGCACUGAAUCUCUUCGUCUUUAUAUAUGCACCAACUUGGGGUAAAAUUCUGAGAUGCU